Messenger RNA from Pseudocercospora fijiensis CIRAD86, 1164 nucleotides. RefSeq lists its product as uncharacterized. The record is from RefSeq and is a predicted model, not a curated record. The transcript is spliced from 2 exons. Lineage: Eukaryota; Fungi; Ascomycota; Dothideomycetes; Mycosphaerellales; Mycosphaerellaceae. Gene Ontology annotation, cellular component: SAGA complex. The coding region runs from base 61 to 1164 and encodes 367 amino acids.
GCUCGGCAUAUCAUAUUCGAUUAAUCGAAGACCAUCGAUACACAAGACUCACAACACAACAUGUCCGCGCGGAGUAGAGGCCGCGCAAAUCCCAACCACGACGCAGAUGAGGAGCGCCGGCUGUGGAAGGAGAUUACCGACAGGGCGAAGGAGGUCGAUGCUAUGGUGGCCAGGUCAAAUGACAUCGGCGAGGAGAUCUUGCAAGCCGAGACGCAGCAGGCGGCUUUGAUACACGCUGGGAAGUCGAGCGACGCAGCCCUCGAUGAGAGACUGGAGAAGCUGUAUCGCGAGAAUGUCAAGAUCUGUGAAGACGUAGCCCACAUUAUCGAGGGCAAGUCAAUCGACAUGAAUCUUCUCGACAGUAUCAACAUCUUGGCAGGCCUGAGGGAAGCAUCUGAGGAGUCUGCCGCAGCUGCCUUGCAGGCAAGUCAGGGACCACGCGCAGCUAGUGGAAAGUUGUCUCGAGGGCCCAAGAAGUCUGGAAGCAAGACUGCUUCAGCUGUUGCUGCCAGCACUGAAGAUGCGGACGAAGUCUCCGCGGCACCUUCACCCAGGAUCAGUCUUACCGCGAACAGGCUAUCCGUCAAAGAGAAGACGUCUAGGUCCGGCAGUAUUGCAACAACGCGAGAGGCGUCCGUCAAAGUUGAGGAUGGUGCCGAGUCUGUUGCAAGCAGCGCAGAUGGUGUAUCGACAGCAACCGCAUCCAACAAGCCCUCGGCUCACAGUCGACCUUCUAACCGUCUCGUCUUGAGGCAAGGAGAAAUUGUAUUCUGUCGCCACGAUGCCAAGAACGUGGAUCCCAAGAAUCCCCCCGAAGGUGAGGGCAUUCUUUGCCGUGUUACCAACGUCAUCGGAGAGGGAAAACAGAGGCGCUACGAAGUCCAGGAUGCCGACACGCAAGGAGAGCCUCCACCUCCGCAGCGUGCCUCCGUUUCCCAGCUCAUCCAGAUACCCGGAAACAACAAGGGUCUAAACGAUCUGCCAAGUAGGAAACAGGUGCUUGCACAGUAUCCGGACACCACAACUUUCUACAAAGCCGAAGUUAUUGAACCCUGGAGGGCCAAAGAUCUUGCAAAUGAGAAGGGCGAGAUGGUCAAGCUCAAUUUCCAAGACGAUGAAGCGCCACGGGAAGUUGAGCGACGCUUCGUUCUUACUGAGAAGUGA